Molecule: messenger RNA, 999 nt
Organism: Blastocystis hominis
Lineage: Eukaryota; Bigyra; Opalinata; Blastocystidae
Exons: 5
Coding region: 116-961 (281 amino acids)
Biological process (GO): intracellular protein transport; retrograde transport, endosome to Golgi
Cellular component (GO): retromer complex; endosome
Source: RefSeq, a predicted model, not a curated record
GUUCUACUUUCAUCUAGUGGUGGAAUCACUGUAAAUAGCUAUGGAUUUUUUGAAUGGACUAUUCGGAAGUAAGAAGGGAGUUGAAAUCAAGAUCCAGCUUCAUGAUGAGAAAGACAUGAGUGCUUACCAUCUGGAGUUGCAAAAUGGGCAAUCAUUUGAUUUCCCCAUUGUCAGUGCAAAGGACGAUAUCUCGGGUACUGUCAAGAUUCGUUGUCCUAAGGGAACCCGCUUGGAGCACACAGGCGUGUUAAUUAAACUUAUUGGCUGUGUGAUUGACUACAAGACUGGAACGGAUGUGACUGAGUUUGUAAACGAGGAGAAAGAUUUAGAGAAACCGGGCGUCAUAAUGGGCAAGAAAUCGUUAAAAUUCGCGUUUAAGAAGGUCUCGAAGAAGUACGAGAGCUACUACGGAGUGAAUGUCCGCAUUCGUUACUACCUCCGCAUAGAAAUCAGCAAAGCGUUUGGUCCGAUGCUGACGGAAGAGAAGGACAUCUGGGUGCUUCGAAAGGACAAAGAGCCGAGUUCGAACCGCGACAUUAAGAUGGAGGUGGGCAUCGAGGAUUGUUUGCAUAUCGAAUUCCAAUACGACAAGGAGAAGUACCAUUUAGGCGAUGUAAUCACGGGAACCAUUCAUUUCAUCCUUGCGCGCAUCAAGAUCAAACACAUGGACAUCGAGAUCAUCCAGAAGGAAUACGUCGGAAAGGGCGAUAAGGAGGUUGUGGAGUCUGAAACCAUUGCGAAAUACGAGAUUAUGGACGGCAUGCCGGUGAGAGACGAAAUCAUCCCGGUUCGCUUCUACCUGAAGCCGUACGAACUGGCGCUCACGCCGACGCUCAACAACGUGCUGAAGUUGUUUUCGGUGAAAUACUUCAUUAACUUGGUGUUGGUGGAUAUGAACGAUUGCAGAUUCUUUAAACAACAGGAGAUCAUUCUGUGGAGAAAGUCAGACGGAUCGGAGUAGCUCGUUUGUUUUGUCUUGUUUUGUCUUGUUUUGUUUUU